This is a messenger RNA of Condylostylus longicornis, 3373 nucleotides long. RefSeq names its product protein decapentaplegic (gene dpp). The coding region runs from base 248 to 2176 and encodes 642 amino acids. Gene Ontology annotation, molecular function: growth factor activity; cytokine activity. The transcript is spliced from 3 exons. Gene Ontology annotation, biological process: BMP signaling pathway; SMAD protein signal transduction. The record is from RefSeq and is a predicted model, not a curated record. Gene Ontology annotation, cellular component: extracellular region. NCBI's taxonomy places the organism in Eukaryota, Metazoa, Arthropoda, Insecta, Diptera, Dolichopodidae.
UUAAAACUUACACAAUAUUACACAAUAUAAAUUGUGUCUAAAAUUUAAUUUUUUUUUAUUUAAACUAAAAAAUUAUAGUAUCAAUACAUAAAAUUAAAUAAAAUUUGUUAAUAAAGUGAUUUAUUGAAAUUCUUCGUCGCGCUUCGUUUUUUAUUAUUAGAUUUGAAAGGAAAAAAUAUUAUUUUUCCUUUUAUUUUAUUGGAUUUGACCUACAAAUUUUAAAAGACUGAAAGAAUUGUUAACGAAAAUGCGUGCGUGGACAUUAAUUCUUGUAGUGCUGACGACUUUUAAACCCAUCACACAAGUCGUUAGCACAGAAGGCAACCAUAUAAAACUGUACAAUAAAAGUAAUAUUAAAAAUAUAAAAAAUUAUAAAAUAGAAAACAGUGAAGAAAGCAACACAUCACCUCCAGUGAUUUUUAAUAAGAAUUAUAAUAAUUACAACUGCAACAAUACUAUAUCUAACAAUGAUAGUAAUCAUUUAGAUAAAGAAGAUAAGUUAAAUUUAAACGUAAAGAAUAAUUUUAAUAAAAAAAGUAAUAAGAAUUUUAGUUCUAUAAUAAAUAAUAAGUUAGAAAAACUAUUAAUAGACAGCAAAAAUGUAGUUACUCAGAAAAAUAAUAACAAACUCCAAAACAAUUAUAACGUUAACGAAACUAUUACAAAUAAUAGCAAUAGUAGUUAUGCAAAUGUUAAUAAUAAUUUUAUUAAUAAAAAAUAUAAUAAAAUAAUUAGUAAUAAAAAAAGCGAUAGCAAUAAGUAUAAUAGUGAGAAUAGCAAUAACAAAAAAAUUUCUAAUAAUAUAAAUUACAAUAAUAAAGAAAAUGAAAAUAAUAAUAAUUAUAUGAAUGAUAAUGCUAUAAAUAUAAAAUAUGAGAAUGGAAGUAUCGAAGACUCAAAAAAGAACAUUAUCAAAGAUGAUGACAGUAGUUAUGAGAACCAUGAAAUGAAAAUAAAUAACGUUGUUAAAAGUGAAAUAAUUGAUAAUAAUAAAAAUCAUAAUAUAAAUAAUUUAGAUAAAAAUGAAAAUGUCAAGUUAAAACCAGAUCCAGAAACUCUAGUCCAAAUCGAAACAAGUUUACUGUCAUUAUUCGGUCUUAAAAAACCACCUAAAAUUGAUAGAUCCAAGAUUAUUAUACCAGAAGCUAUGAAAAGACUUUACGCACAACUUAUGGGCAAUGAAUUUGAUUCAGCAAAGAUUCCAAAGCCUGGAUUACAUACACAUGCAGCAAACACAGUUAGAAGUUUUACACAUGAAAGUACUGAUUUCGACGAUAAAUUUCCGCACCAUCAUAAGUUCAGGCUAUUUUUUAACGUAAAAAGUAUACCUACUGAAGAAAAAUUGAGAGCAGCUGAAUUGCAAAUAACUCGUGAUAAAAUCAAUUUCGAUAAUCCGAAUGCACUACAACAACGACAACGAUUUCGAGUAUCAGUAUAUGAUAUAUUAAAAAUUUGCGGCAACAAUAUUAAAAAUGUUAAUGAAAAUAACAGUUAUAAAAAUAUCAAUGACCAAGAUAACACAAGUUAUUUAUUACUCGACACAAAAACAAUUUAUUUAAACAGUUCCGAAACCUUAACAUUAGAUGUUCAAUCAGCAGUUAAUAGAUGGUUAACGUCACCCAAUGAAAAUAAUGGUUUGUUAAUUGAAGUUAAAACAGCACGUAAACUAAAACCUGCGAAACAUAAUCAUGUUCGAUUACGCAGAAGUUUAGAUGAAACUGAUAAAGAAUGGUUACCAAAACAACCAUUAUUAUUUACAUAUACUGAUGAUGGACGUCAUAAAACAAGAUUAGUACGUGAUGUUAGUCAAAGAUCAAAACGUGCACAUCAUCCUCGAAAUGGACAUCAUAGAAGAAAAAAUACAAUAUGUCAACGCCGUCCACUCUAUGUAGAUUUCAAUGAUGUUGGAUGGAGUGACUGGAUUGUAGCACCGCCAGGUUAUGAUGCGUAUUAUUGUCAAGGUGAUUGUCCAUUUCCGCUAACAGAUCAUUUAAAUUCAACAAAUCAUGCAGUCGUUCAAACUUUGGUGAAUAACAUAACCCCAGCAAAAGUACCAAAAGCAUGUUGCAUUCCAACACAACUAUCAGCAAUAUCAAUGUUAUAUUUGAAUGAUCAAAACCAAGUUGUACUAAAAAAUUAUCAGGAUAUGACAGUUGUUGGUUGUGGAUGUCGGUAAAAUGCAAUGAAAAUGUAAAUUUCUGUAAAAAAGUACUUGAUAUUUUUGUUAAAAUUCAUUUAUUUUAUUUUGCGUAAUAGAUUGCAAUGUUGAAUUUGUUUAUUAGGAAUUUUAAAAUUUGUUUUUGUUUAAAAAUUAAAUAAAUUUUUUAAAUUAAAAAAAAAAUUCAUAGGUAAAGCAAAAUUAUUUUAAUCAAAAAGAAAAAGUGAAAAACUAUUAGAUAGAACUUUGCUAAAAAUUCAAACAAUCGAUCUUUUAAGCGCAAAAAAUAUAAAUGAAGAAUUUAUUCCGAGUACGGCAAAUAAACAAACAUACUUAUAAAAAUGCACAGUUUCCAUAAUAAUUCAGUGCGAACGAUAAAUUGUAAUCAAAUUAAAUUUUAUCAUUGGAUUUCGUAUAUUCAUACCGAAUAAAAUACCAUAUAGUUUAUCAUCAAAGCGGUAAUCAGUUUCGGUGAUAUUUGAAUAACGUACUGCUGUGUGUUUAAUAAUAAUAUAAUGUGCAUAUAUGUAUGCAUGGAUAUAAACUAUAUACAUAUUAUAUGGAAAACGUAAAAGUAAUUUAAGUCGAACAAAAUAACUGAAACAGUUAUUAUCAAAGUUGAGGCCGAGCCAAACAUAAAAUAAAAUAUAUGUUUUUUUUAUAUUUGGUAUACAUAUAUAAAAAUAAAUUCCCUAUGUACUAUAAAACAAUGUAAAAUACACGUAUACAUAUAUGUAUACAAUUAUUUUUAUAGAGAUGUUUACAUAUAUAUAAAGUUACAAUUUAUUAUUACAAGUUACAUCAUUUUAUGUAAAGUAUAUUAUUAACAUUUUUGCGUACAUUAUGUAUAUAAAAUAUAUAAAGUAUUUAAACUUAAACCCGUGUAUAAAAAUGAAUAAAUUAAUUUAAUAUAAAUUAAGUGAAAGAGAAGUUAUGUAUUUAGAAAAAACAACUAGGAAAUUUGAAAUAUAGAACCACAUAUAAACAUAUUUAUAUGUAUGUAUAGUAAUGUUAUAAGAAAAAAGUAAAUUAUAUAAGUUUCAUUAUACAUUUUGUAUUUGUAUAUACAUAAAUAUUUAUAUACAUAUACAUUGCUUUUACAUAUUUCUAGAAAAAAUUGUAAAUUUUAAAGUUAUUAAAUUUUCAUAUCAUAUGAAAACUUUUAUAAUAAUGUAUCACGAAUUUUUGUAAUUAAAUUGAUUGAUUGUCUUUUAG